Molecule: messenger RNA, 1458 nt
Organism: Sinocyclocheilus anshuiensis
Lineage: Eukaryota; Metazoa; Chordata; Actinopteri; Cypriniformes; Cyprinidae
Product: coatomer subunit epsilon-like
Exons: 10
Coding region: 62-964 (300 amino acids)
Biological process (GO): intra-Golgi vesicle-mediated transport; retrograde vesicle-mediated transport, Golgi to endoplasmic reticulum; endoplasmic reticulum to Golgi vesicle-mediated transport
Cellular component (GO): COPI vesicle coat
Molecular function (GO): protein binding; structural molecule activity
Source: RefSeq, a predicted model, not a curated record
GAAGCGAAACGUUCUGGUUACGUGGCCCAAGUGACGUCGGCAAAGUUGACGCUUCACAAACAUGGCGUCGCAGCAGAAUGAAGUGGAUGAGCUGUUCGAUGUGAAAAACGCGUUUUAUAUUGGCAGCUAUCAACACUGCAUUAACGAAGCCCAGAAAGUAAAGACGUCAAGUCCAGAAAAGGAUGUUGAGAAGAACAUUUUUCUGUACAGGGCAUAUAUUGCUCAGAGGAAGUAUGGUGUGGUACUGGAUGACAUAAAGUCCAGCUCCUCUGAGGAGCUGCAGGCUGUCAGGAUGUUUGCAGAGUACCUCUCCAAUGAAGGCAAGAGGGAUGCAAUAGUGGCAGAACUGGACAAAAAGAUGGCCAAGAGUGUUGAUGUUUCCAACACCACCUUCCUGUUGAUGGCGGCUUCCAUCUAUCUACAUGAGAUGAACACAGAUGCUGCAUUACGUACCCUGCACCAGGGAGACAGUCUGGAGUGCAUGUCCAUGACUGUCCAGAUACUUCUGAAGUUGGACAGAGUUGAUAUGGCAAGAAAGGAAUUAAAGAAGAUGCAAGACCAAGAUGAAGAUGCCACUCUGACCCAGCUUGCUACAGCCUGGGUCAACCUUGCAAUUGGGGGAGAGAAAUUGCAGGAUGCGUUCUAUAUCUUCCAGGAAAUGUCAGACAAGUACUCGCCCACACUGCUGCUGCUGAACGGUCAGGCUGCAAGUCACAUGGCUCAGAAUAAGUGGGAUGAGGCUGAGUCAGUACUCCAGGAUGCUCUGGACAAAGACAGCAGCCACCCGGAGACACUCAUUAACCUCAUUGUGUUGACACAGCAUUUGGGCAAACCUCCUGAGGUGACAAAUCGAUACAUGUCUCAACUGAAAGAUGCACACAAGUCACAUCCAUUUAUUAAGGAAUAUAUUGCUAAGGAGAAUGAAUUUGACAGGCUUGCCAUGCAGUACGCCCCCAGCGCCUGAAAGAACUACAGUUUUAAUUUGUCUCCUACAAUGCAACACAAUAUUAUUUUUCCUCUUUACACUUUUUUUUAAAUGCCUUUAAACAAAAUAACAUUCAUCUGUUUGAGAUUUUUGUUUGCUCUGUCUUUUUGACAUGCCCAAAAGCUCUACAAACAUUCCUGUAUGAUGGUUAAAUAAACGUUUAUCAAACAUAAUGUUUUUAUGUUAAUGAAUAUUCAUAUUGUGAUUUAAAAAAAAAAAGUGCAAAAGCUGUGUGAAAUGUCUUCAUAACACAUCAGUUCACCAUACUGAUUGUCAGUUCAUACAAAAUAAUAAUAUGGGGUAUCUUUAGACCAUUUCCAAUAAAUUAUUCUUAAUUGAAUGUACUUAUAAUCAGCAUUGUGUAACGUCACAGUAUUGAUAUAAAUGAAAGUUACUGUAAAAAGUGUUGCCCUAUACAGACGUGUACCUCUUAUCAUCAAAUGCUCCGAACUAUUGUUUUGUUUUAACUAGAU